UGUUCCACAAUAGUGUUAACCAGGAAUGGCGCUGAAGGUGAACUUGAGCUGUAUCGAUUGCUUGUCCCAGAGUGCAAAUCAAAGUGUGUCCUCUCAUACCACAUCUGCCGGAGUCGCGACAACUCUGGCCAGUGUGCUCAUCUUUACCAUCGUGGUUGACAUCGUUGGAAACGUUCUCGUCAUCCUGUCUGUGUAUAGAAACAAGAAGCUCCGGAACGCAGGCAACAUCUUUGUGGUGAGCCUGUCGGUGGCUGACCUGGUGGUGGCGCUGUACCCCUACCCCCUGGCACUGCUGGCCAUCUUCCACAAUGGCUGGACCAUGGGCUCGCUGCACUGCCAGCUGAGCGGCUUCGUCAUGGGCCUGAGCGUCAUCGGCUCCGUCUUCAACAUCACGGCCAUCGCGCUCAACCGCUACUGCUACAUCUGCCACGGCCUGCACUACGACCACCUCUACACCACGCGCAACACCUGCCUGUACCUGCUGCUCACCUGGGUGCUCACCUGCCUGGCCACCGUGCCCAACUUCCUGGUGGGCUCGCUGAGCUACGACCCGCGCAUCUACUCCUGCACCUUCACGCAGACGGCCAGCUCCUCGUACACCAUCUGCGUGGUGGUGGUGCACUUCCUGGUGCCGCUGGCCGUGGUCUCCUUCUGCUACCUGCGCAUCUGGAUGCUGGUCAUCCGGGUCAAGAGCCGCGUCCAGCCGCCGGACUCGCGCCGGGGCCAGCGGGGCCGCGCCGGCGACAUGCGCAACUUCCUCACCAUGUUCGUGGUCUUCGUGCUGUUCGCCGUCUGCUGGGCGCCGCUGAACCUCAUCGGCCUGGCCGUGGCCAUCGACCCCGAGCGGGUGGCGCCCAGGGUGCCCGAGUGGCUGUUCAUCAGCAGCUACUUCAUGGCGUACUUCAACAGCUGCCUGAACGCGGUGGUGUACGGCCUGCUGAACCAGAACUUCCGCCGCGAGUACAAGCAGAUCCUCAUGGCGCUGUGCGCCCCGCGCACGCUCUUCAUGGACAGCUCAAAGUGCGCCACGGACGGAUUCAAGAGCAAGCAGUCACCAGCGGCGACCAACAACCACUUAGUGGAGGCCCAACUGUGAUUGGUUAGGGGUCAGGGGGUUACCACUGGUAGGGGCUAUGGUAUAGAAAUAAUAUAUAAUUUUUUAUAAUGUUGUCACUGGUUGUAUCAUUGUAGAACAUUAGUGCAGUGUUUGAAGUUUGAGUGUGUGUGUGUGUGUGUGUGUGUGUGUGUGUGUGUGUGUGUGUAUGUGUCUGUGUG
Sardina pilchardus (European sardine) is the source of this 1275-nucleotide messenger RNA. It is a transcript of the gene mtnr1c, whose product is annotated as melatonin receptor 1C. Gene Ontology annotation, cellular component: plasma membrane. The transcript has 2 exons. Bases 26 to 1096 code for a protein of 356 amino acids. NCBI's taxonomy places the organism in Eukaryota, Metazoa, Chordata, Actinopteri, Clupeiformes, Clupeidae. Gene Ontology annotation, molecular function: melatonin receptor activity. The record is from RefSeq and is a predicted model, not a curated record. Gene Ontology annotation, biological process: G protein-coupled receptor signaling pathway.